AGAUAAAUAGUAAAUACGUACUGUGAUAAAUUAAUAUUAAUAUUAAUAUUAAUAUUAAUAUUAAUAUCUCAUAUAUUACGGCAGAUUUAUUGAUAUCCUGGAGUCAUUGUACAGGCUACCCCUUUUCAUCCAUAUGGGUUGUAUCAUGUUGAUGAUAAGUAUUAUAGGAUUUCAGGCGAUAACAAAUAUCUACGACCUGAAUCGCCUUUCACAAAGUUGUCUUUAUCUUAGUGUGUGUCUUAUUGGAACAUUUUUCGAGAACUGGCAAGGUCAGAAAGUCAUAGAUUCCAAUGAAAAGUUGUACCAUUCCAUAUAUAACAUGAAAUGGUAUGAAAUGUCAUGUGCGACGAAAAAGCUAGUAAUUUUGAUCAUGCUAAGAAGCUUAAGACCGACGCAGAUAACGGCCGGCAAGAUUAUCGUGAUGUCAUAUGAGAAUUUCAGUGCGGUAAUACGAAUGUCCUCGUCAUAUUUUAUGCUGCUGCGAUCUGUACAAACUACGUAAAACAUUUUUAGAAAAUUCACGAUUAUCGAAUUUCACAGUUGGCUGAAUUAGUAGAAAAUAGAUAUCCA
Messenger RNA from Odontomachus brunneus, 570 nucleotides. Its product is annotated as odorant receptor 49a-like. Lineage: Eukaryota; Metazoa; Arthropoda; Insecta; Hymenoptera; Formicidae. Gene Ontology annotation, cellular component: plasma membrane. The record is from RefSeq and is a predicted model, not a curated record. Gene Ontology annotation, molecular function: odorant binding; olfactory receptor activity. Gene Ontology annotation, biological process: detection of chemical stimulus involved in sensory perception of smell; sensory perception of smell. The transcript is spliced from 4 exons. The coding region runs from base 134 to 502 and encodes 122 amino acids.